Sinocyclocheilus anshuiensis is the source of this 1576-nucleotide messenger RNA. Its product is annotated as sterile alpha motif domain-containing protein 14-like. Bases 350 to 1477 code for a protein of 375 amino acids. The transcript is spliced from 11 exons. The record is from RefSeq and is a predicted model, not a curated record. Gene Ontology annotation, molecular function: actin filament binding. NCBI's taxonomy places the organism in Eukaryota, Metazoa, Chordata, Actinopteri, Cypriniformes, Cyprinidae. Gene Ontology annotation, biological process: calcium-mediated signaling; neuron projection development; actin filament organization. Gene Ontology annotation, cellular component: actin cytoskeleton; dendrite; postsynaptic density.
AUAGCAGUGUCUGACAUUCUGCUGCUGAGGACUGUGUGUGUGUGUGUGUGUGUGUGUGUGUGUGUGUGUGUGUGUGUGUGUGAGUGAGUGUGUGUACACGCAGAGUAGCCCAAUGACGUUGUAAAUUUGUGCUCAUCCAGGAACAGAAGUCCUCCAGCAGCAUCCCGUGAGCAGGGCAAAGGAGCAGUAUGUCAGCCCAUCCCAGCAGCUGAGCUUUGCUGUGGGAUACGCAACUACAUAGAGCCUCUGUCCUGAUUGUCAUCUGCAGCUCUUAUAGCAGAGUGACUGUUUAGCCCCCAAAAAGGAGCCAAAGCUGUCACUGGAGCAGUAUCAUUUCACAAGAUUGAAGAUGUCCUCCACUCCGCUGGCCGAGGCAGAAGAGGAUGUGUUUGAUCUGACGGAGGCGGUUCCAGAGACCGAACGACUUGACAGCAGUCUACAGAAAGCCAAAGCACAACUGUCAAUCAAAACCAGGAGGCAUCGGCCCUCCCGAACCCGCCUGAGAGACAGCGUGAGCUCGAUAGAUGGAGAUGACAGCAUUGAUAGAAUGAGUUAUGGCGGCUCCGUGCAGACCUCCUCUUCACCAAUCCACCCUUCCUUUCGCUGCUCCUCCCCCUCCUCUGACCUGCUCCUUUCCUCCCCUUCCUCACGGAGAGACCAAACAUUCACCUUUGACCCCUACGCUGUGGUUGGAGAAAGGGAGGCACAAGAUGAAAGACGGAGCUACAGGCACCUCCUGAACACUUCCUCUCAAGAGGCUUUGCCCCUCACCCCAUCUAAGUCUCCCUCCAGGCCCUGUGUCCAUUCAGAGACAUCUUCCCCUGCCCAUCUUUGUCAGGCGGACCACGUCAAGUCACGUGAGGGCAGCCAACCCCUUCUACACUAUGGAGAAUACUCACAGAGCGAAGACGACAGUCAUGACACAGGCCCUGAUGAACCUGAUAGUCCAACGGUGCUGCUGGACAAGAAAACCAGGAGACGUUUUCUUGAUCUGGGGGUCACUUUACGUCGCACAUAUGGAAAGGUCAGGAAAGACAGAUCCAACAGACUAUCAGCAGGAACUCGGGAUUCAGAGAAAACAGAGAACCGGUCCUCGCGUUCCUCUGGUCCACCGUUUGUGCCUUUCUCCUGGUUCAGUGAAAGAUUAAGAGGUUCUGGCUCCCCCAAGAACAUCCAGUCCCCAUCCAGACCUUUCACCCAGGGCUCCAGUACUGAUGAGGAGUUUGAUUCUUCAGUGGGUUUACUGGAAGACUGCAGACCCUGCAAGACUGAGUCAUCACAACCCUAUCAGACCCUCCCCGAGCAUUCAGACGAGAAUGACUGUGACAGCAGCCGUGGCACAGAUUUCGGUUUUAAAAAGAAAAUGCUUUCUGCUGCUGGUAAAGAUAGGACAGAGCGACAGAACGGAGUUCACGGAAAACGGGACAGCGGGAAAAAUGGACACAGUGAAGAUGGACAAAAAUUACUGACCACUUGAUGGCACUUCUGAAAGACUGAAUACAAUACGCUGCAGGUGCCAUUAUUAAUGUCAAAAAUUGUGUUGGCUUUCACAAUGUAUUAUUGAUGGAUAUAGUAA